AUGGGGAUUGUUGUCCUCACUAUGAAGGCAUCUGUUAUUGAAAUGUUCCUCGUUUUGCUGGUGACUGGAAUACAUUCAAAUAAAGAAACGACCAAGAAGAUUAAAAGGCCUAAAUUCACUGUGCCUCCGAUCAACUGUGAUGUCAAAGCUGGGAAGAUCGUCCAUCCCGAGUUCAUUGUGAAAUGCCCGGCAGGGUGCCAGGACCCCAAGUACCACGUGUACGGCACAAGCGUCUACGCCUCCUCCUCCAGCGUGUGCGCCGCUGCGGUUCACAGUGGUGUGCUCGAUAAUUCAGGAGGGAAAGUACUUGUUCAGAAAGUAGCUGGCCAGUCUGGCUACAGAGGGAGUUAUUCCAAUGGCGUCCAGUCCUUAUCACUACCCCGUUGGAGAGAAUCCUUCGUUGUCUCAGAAGGUAAACCCCAAAAGGGCGUAACCUACCCAUCGGCUCUUACAUAUUCAUCAGCUAAAAGCCCAGCUGCCAUCGCAGAUGAGACCACAAAAGCCUCUCAGAAGCCAUCAGUUCCAGGGACAACCGCACAGCCAGGGACCCUGAUGCAGGUAGCGGGGACCACCUCAGCAGAAGGCUCCCACACCACCUUGCCCAAGCCAUCCCCAUCGGCAGGCUCCGCCACCAGCAGCCCCAGACCACAGCCUGCGGGCCACAGGAGCCAGCAGCUGGAUCCCUGGCCCACCGCCUCCUACACAAGCAGCCAGAACAGCCCCCGUGCCAACCCAGGCAGAGGCUCGGGAGCUGCUAUCCAGAAGCCUGCUGGGCGGUGGUGGGACACGGACACGUGGAAACCUGGAUCGGUCCUUCUGGAUGCAGGAUUUGUCCCGAAUGAAGAAACAAGCACACAGCCUCUGGACCCCGUCUCCCAGGGAGAUCCGAACUGCAGGGUUGACCUGGCAUUUUUAAUUGACGGGAGCGCAAGCAUCGGCGGGCGGCGCUUCCGAAUCCAGAAGCAGUUCCUGGCUGACAUCGCCCAGGCUCUGGACGUUGGCCCGGCGGGCCCCCUGGUGGGGGUGGUUCAGUACGGAGAUAACCCUGCUACCCAAUUCAACCUCAAAACUCACAUGAAUUCCCAAGACCUGAAAGCAGCCAUAGAGAAGAUCACGCAGAGAGGAGGGCUGUCUAACGUGGGCCGGGCCAUCUCCUUUGUGACCAAGAGCUUCUUCUCCAAGGCCAACGGGAACAGAGGCGGCGCCCCCAACGUGGCCGUGGUGCUGGUGGACGGCUGGCCCACCGACACGGUGGAGGAAGCGUCCCGGCUCGCCAGAGAGUCAGGGAUCAACAUUUUCUUCAUCACCGUGGAGGGCGCCGGGGAACACGAGAAGCCGUACGUGAUGGAGCCCAACUUCGCAAGCAAGGCCGUGUGCAGGACCAAUGGCUUCUACUCGCUCAGCGUGCCCAGCUGGUUCAGUCUGCACAAGAGCGCGCAGCCCCUGGUGAAGCGGGUGUGCGACGCCGGCCGGCUGGCCUGCAGCAAGACCUGCCUCAACUCGGCCGACGUGGGCUUCGUGGUGGACGGCUCCAGCAGCGUGGGCACGGCCAACUUCCGCACCGUCCUCCAGUUCGUGGCCAACCUCAGCCGGGAGUUCGAGAUCUCGGACACGGACACGCGCGUCGGGGCCGUGCAGUACACCUACGAGCAGCGGCUGGAGUUCGGGUUCGACGCCUACCGCACCAAGCCCGACGUCCUCAGCGCCAUCAGGAGGGUGGGCUACUGGAGCGGCGGGACCAGCACGGGCGCCGCCAUCAACUACGCCCUGGAGCGGCUCUUCAAGGAGUCCAAGCCCAACAAGAGGAAGCUGAUGGUCCUCAUCACCGACGGGAGGUCCUACGAUGACAUCCGGAUCCCGGCCAUGGCGGCUCAUCUCAAGGGAGUGAUCACCUACGCCGUGGGCAUCGCCUGGGCUGCACAGGACGAGCUGGACGUCAUCGCCUCGCACCCGGCCAGGGACCACGCCUUCUUCGUGGACGAGUUCGACAGCCUCUACACACUGGUCCCCAAGGUCAUCCGGAACAUCUGUGCGGAGUUCAACUCCCGGCCUCGGAACUGA
Pipistrellus nathusii (Nathusius's pipistrelle) is the source of this 2061-nucleotide messenger RNA. The record is from the annotation of a GenBank genome assembly. NCBI's taxonomy places the organism in Eukaryota, Metazoa, Chordata, Mammalia, Chiroptera, Vespertilionidae.